Messenger RNA from Catharus ustulatus (Swainson's thrush), 2447 nucleotides. RefSeq names its product sodium/glucose cotransporter 1. NCBI's taxonomy places the organism in Eukaryota, Metazoa, Chordata, Aves, Passeriformes, Turdidae. Gene Ontology annotation, molecular function: D-glucose:sodium symporter activity. Gene Ontology annotation, cellular component: plasma membrane. Bases 52 to 1947 code for a protein of 631 amino acids. Gene Ontology annotation, biological process: sodium ion transport; transmembrane transport. The transcript has 15 exons. The record is from RefSeq and is a predicted model, not a curated record.
UUCAAGCUGAAAAUCAAAAUCCUUGCAGGUACUGUGGAGCUGCAAACAGGAAUGCAGUCAAAGAAGCUAUGGACAGUGCUGAUGUCAGGCCAGGCUAUGUACUCCACCAACCGAGGCACAGUGGGUGGGUUUUUCCUGGCUGGAAGGAGCAUGGUUUGGUGGCCGAUUGGUGCUUCUCUGUUUGCCAGCAACAUUGGCAGUGGGCACUUUGUGGGAAUAGCAGGAACAGCAGCAGCUGGAGGAAUUGCCAUCGGAGGAUUUGAGUGGAAUGCUCUGAUAUUUGUGGUGGUUCUAGGAUGGAUCUUUGUGCCCAUCUACGUCAAAGCUGGGGUGGUGACAAUGCCAGAGUACCUGAAGAAGCGUUUUGGUGGGAAGCGGAUCCAGGUCUACCUGUCAGUCCUUUCCCUGAUCCUGUAUGUUUUCACAAAGAUCUCAGCUGACAUAUUCUCUGGAGCUGUAUUUAUCCAGCUGGCCAUAGGGCUGAAUCUUUAUGUGGCCAUAAUUAUCCUGCUUGCUAUUACUGCUCUUUACACUAUCACAGGUGGCCUUGCAGCUGUGAUUUACACAGACACCUUGCAAACGUUCAUCAUGGUAGUGGGGUCUGUUAUUCUCACAGGAUUUGCAUUUGCUAAAGUAGGAGGGUAUGAGGCUUUCAUGCAGAAAUACAUGGCAGCUAUUCCAUCCAACACCACCUAUGGGGACACUGUGGUGGAUCCCAAGUGCUACACCCCCCGCAGCGACGCCUUCCACAUCUUCCGGGACCCCGCCGGGGACCUGCCGUGGCCAGGGCUCGUCUUUGGCCUGAGCAUCAUUGCCAUGUGGUACUGGUGCACAGAUCAGGUCAUUGUCCAAAGAUGUCUCUCUGGAAAGAACAUGUCCCAUGUAAAGGCUGGCUGUAUCCUGUGUGGGUACCUCAAACUCUUGCCCAUGUUCAUCAUAGUGAUGCCUGGAAUGAUCAGCCGGAUUUUGUACCCAGAUGUGGUGGCUUGUGUUGUGCCUGAAAUCUGUCAGCGCUACUGUGGCACCGCAGUGGGCUGCACAAACAUUGCUUAUCCAAAACUGGUAGUGGAGCUUAUGCCAAAUGGUCUGCGGGGUCUGAUGCUGUCAGUCAUGCUGGCCUCCCUUAUGAGCUCCCUGACAUCCAUUUUUAACAGCGCCAGUACUUUGUUCACGAUGGACAUUUACACCAAAAUUCGGAGCCGGGCAUCUGAGAAGGAGCUGAUGCUGGCUGGCAGGGCAUUUAUGUUAUUGUUAAUUGGCAUCAGCAUUGCCUGGGUUCCCAUUGUGCAAUCAGCUCAGAGUGGGCAGCUCUUUGAUUACAUUCAGUCUGUAACCAGCUACCUGGGACCUCCCAUUGCUGCUGUUUUCCUGCUUGGUAUCUUCUGCAAGCGUGUCAAUGAGCAGGGUGCCUUCUGGGGCCUGGUCAUUGGGCUGCUGGCUGGACUGGGCAGGAUGAUCUCAGAGUUUGCCUACGGAACUGGCAGCUGCGUGGCCCCUUCCAACUGCCCCUUCAUCAUCUGUGGCAUUCACUACCUUUACUUUGCAAUCAUCCUCUUUGGGGUGUCUGCCAUCGUCAUCCUGGCAGUCUCCUUCAUGACCAAGCCCAUUCCUGAUGUACAUCUUUACCGCUUGUGCUGGUCCCUGCGGAACAGCAAAGAAGAACGGAUUGAUCUUGAUGCAGAUGAGGAGCAGGACAGAGCUGAUGAAAAAGAUGAUGAAUCAGUUAAUGAGGAAAACCAGGAGGACCCAGGAUGCUGUAGGAAAGCUUACAACUGGUUCUGUGGCUUGGACCAACAGAAGGGUCCCAAACUGAGCAAGGAGGAAGAAGAGGCAAUGAAGCAGAAACUGAUGGACACCAGUGAAGUGCCACUGUGGAGAAACAUUGUGAAUGUCAAUGGCAUCAUCCUCUUGACUGUGGCUGUGUUUUGCCAUGCCUACUUUGCAUAACCCCCUGAUCACAGUCCUGAAAUUGUACUGCAUGGUUCAAGCAAGAAUGAUGGCUUGUAGAUUUACACAAUUAGAAACACACUGUAUUUUCAUUAUCUACAUUUGUAAAACAUCAGAGUGAUUUACUCACUGAUUUUGUGAUCAUAAUUUCAACAAUUUCUAGAUGAAGGCCACUGGGAUUUCAAGAGAGAGAAUUUCUGUUUAGACGUUGAACCAAUCCUGGGCUGAGGUUCACAAUUUCCAUCCAAUAUUCUCUCUGUUCGUGAUACAUUUCAUAUUUUAGGUUCUGAACAAGGCUGCAUGAGCCAUAUUUCAUAUCAGGUUUUGUGAACUGUCUUUUAGGGUUGAUGACACUGUUUUGAUUUUCAACCCUUCCUCUGAUCACUCAAUUUCCUCUUCCUUUGGCUAUGAUAAUUUGAUUGCAAAUCCCUGCAACCACCGAGGGACUGUAACACAAACUCUACACAUCGCUUUUGUUCCUCCAAACAUGGGAUAUUUUA